Molecule: messenger RNA, 912 nt
Organism: Sinocyclocheilus anshuiensis
Lineage: Eukaryota; Metazoa; Chordata; Actinopteri; Cypriniformes; Cyprinidae
Product: fructose-bisphosphate aldolase A-like
Exons: 4
Coding region: 1-603 (200 amino acids)
Biological process (GO): glycolytic process
Molecular function (GO): fructose-bisphosphate aldolase activity
Source: RefSeq, a predicted model, not a curated record
AUGAGGGUGUCACAAUUCACAUAUAUUGGUUGCUGUUGUCUUUCUCAGCAUGGCAUCGUGCCCAUUGUGGAGCCUGAGAUCCUGCCUGAUGGUGACCAUGAUCUGAAGAGGUGCCAGUAUGUGACGGAGAAGGUCCUGGCAGCUGUGUACAAGGCUCUGUCAGACCACCACGUGUACCUGGAAGGAACCCUUCUAAAACCCAACAUGGUGACCGCCGGUCACUCUUGCUCCCACAAGUACGCCCCUCAAGAAAUUGCCAUGGCAACUGUCACCGCCCUGCGUCGCACUGUUCCCCCUGCCGUUCCCGGCAUUACCUUCCUGUCCGGAGGCCAGAGUGAGGAGGAGGCCUCAAUCAAUCUGAGCGCCAUUAACCAGUGUCCCCUAAGCAAACCCUGGGCCCUCACCUUCUCUUACGGUCGUGCCCUGCAAGCCUCCGCACUGAAAGCCUGGGGGGGCAAGAAGGAGAAUGGCAAGGCCUGCCAGGAGGAAUUUGUCAAGAGAGCCAUAAACAACAGCGCAGCAGCCGCUGGUAAAUAUGUCUCCAAAGGAGACACCGCAGCAGCAGCGGGAGAGUCUCUGUUUGUGGCCAACCAUGCUUAUUGAAGAAACACAAGUGACCAUACUUCCGCUGACUCAUCCGGCUGUUCACUCAUGUACACAGUGUGACACAUCAUGUCUGUGAUCUAGACUCACUGUUACUCCUGUAGUCAUUUUUUCACUGUCAUUUGACGAUGUCAAAGAAAAUAAGUAUCAUUGGAACUGACCAGUCGGAUAAAAUUAUCCAGUCUGCGCCUGUUUCAUGCUGUCAUUCUACUGAUCUGUUCUAUUUUUGCAUCUGUUUUCUUUUUCACUAGAUGUUUUGCAAAGGAAUAAAGAACCAAUGAACCAAACCCCUGAUUGAUUUUAAAUUUA